CCGCUGCUUGUUUUCCGCUCGCGGCGGCAGAAACCCGGAGGCGAUACAGAAACACUGUGCGCUUAAUGAACACAGGAAACACUUAUCUUUUCUCCAUUCAGAACAUAAUUAUUUCAUCUUUUUGGUCAACAGGCGGAAAUACGAGCAGAUUUUUUUCUUUCCGAUUGCUGCUAUUCUUUCUCUGUCUCUCUUUCGCUGUCAUUCAGAAAUCGUACCACUGAAGCCACAUUUUAAGCGCUCAUGUGUGUGCGCUUGUUCUUUUUAUAACUCUAAACUUUUUCUACAGUGGCUUCACUGGGUCAUUCCGCCUUUUAAUUAAUUCAUCAAAACUAUCGAGACGCGGUUGUCCUGGCUAAAUCGACAGACGAGUUUCUGAAUGUGUUGAUCUGUUGCUGAUGAGAUCGAUUGGACCAAUUGGGACCAGCACAGUAUGUUGAAAUAAAAAGUGGAUAACAAACUGAGGAAUAUCUUUCAUCCCUGCUGAAUAUCAAAGGGAAUUUUUUUAUGUACCUGAAGAGAUGUUCGGAGGAGAUGAUUGGAAACUGACAGAUGUGGCAGAUGUGGUCAUGAUGUCGCAUCUCCAGCGUUGAAACGGGAUCCUGUACCGUGAGGGUCACACAGGAAUCUGUGGAAGGAAUUGCUAGAGUAAAGAGAGACUGCUUGACAGGUUGAAGAGUGAGGACAUCCAUCGUGGUCUGUCAGCCAUAAUGAAUCUUCUAUGGACCUGUCUGUUUCUUCUGGAGUCUGUCUGGACAGCCACUGCUGUGCGAGGUCCGCCCCGCGUGUCGGAGCACGUGGCCCACCGUCAGGCCAUCCGUCUGGGCCGCACCGUCAAGCUGACCUGCCCCGUGGAGGGGGACCCCCCGGCGCUCAUCAUGUGGACCAAGGACGGCCGCAACAUCCACAGCGGCUGGUCGCGCUUCCGGGUGCUGCCGCUCGCGCUCCGCAUCAAGGCCGUGGAGACGGAGGACGCCGGCACCUACGUCUGCAAGGCCGCCAACGGCUUCGGCAGCGUCAACAUCAACUACACCCUCAUCGUGAUCGAUGACUCCAGUGCAGUGAGAGAUGCAACAGUGGUGGACCCAGUAGAACACCCCACGGAAGCUUCUGGAAAACAAGUGCGUCCCCGCUUCACCCAGCCGGCCAAGAUGAGGAAGCGUGUGAUCGCGCGACCCGUGGGCAGCUCCGUGCGCCUCAAGUGCACGGCGAGUGGCCAGCCCCGCCCGGACAUCGUCUGGCUGAAGGACAACCGCCCCCUGGAGGCGGAGGAAGGCGCGGCCGAGGCGGUGGAGGAGCGGGGAGCGGAGGAAGCAGGAGGAGAAGGCGAAGGAGAAGGAGGGAGGAAGAAGUGGACCCUGAGCCUGAGGAACCUGAGCCCAGAGCACAGCGGGAAGUACACCUGCCACGUGUCCAACCCCGCCGGGGAGAUCCACGCCACCUACAAGCUGGAGGUCAUCCAACGUACCAACUCCAAGCCCAUCCUGACCGGUACCCACCCGGUCAACACCACUGUGGACUACGGGGGGACCACGUCCUUCCAGUGUAAGGUCCGCAGCGACGUCAAGCCUGUCAUCCAGUGGCUGAAGAGGGUGGAGCCAGGCGACGAGAACAAAUAUAACUCCACCAUCGAGGUUGGAGACCACCGCUUCGUAGUGCUGCCCACGGGGGAGGUGUGGUCGCGGCCCGACGGCUCCUACCUCAACAAGCUGCUCAUCAGCCGGGCCAAGGAGGAGGACGCGGGCAUGUACAUCUGUCUGGGGGCCAACACCAUGGGCUACAGCUUCAGGAGCGCCUACCUCACCGUGCUGCCAGAUUUGAAGCCAAACGUCGCCCCCGUUCCCAUGGCAACCGCCCCCAGCCUCCCCUGGCCGGUGAUAAUAGGCAUCCCAGCAGGCGUGGUCUUCAUACUGGGCACCGCCCUUCUCUGGUUCUGCCAAUCAAAACGCACGUGCUCCACCUCCACUUCCUCGUCUUCCUCCACCCUGCCGUCCGUCCAGCGGCCCGCGACGGCGGCCAAUCGGGAGCGAGCCGGCCCCGCGGCUCACGGCGCGCCGGCCAAUGGGAACAAAGAUUGCCUGUCUUACGAGGACUACGUGGCCCAUCAGCAGCAGCAGCAGCUGCUCCUGGCCCAGGGAGGCCCGGGACUGGCACCCAAGGUGUACCCCAAGCUGUACACGGACAUACACACGCACACGCACUCGCACGUGGACGGGAAAGUGCACCAGCACCAGCACAUCCACUACCAGUGUUAGCACUAGGGGGCGCCGGCGGGGCCCAGAGACAUCCAUAUCUUCACUCGGUCUGUGUUUGGGGACUCGGCGAGAGACACGGUCGGCACAGACACAGACGCAGUUAUCCGCUGCAGUCGAUCAUGACUCAGAGGACCGGGACACGGGAAGGAACGCGACGGACUGUGAGGAGAUUUGUGGACAAAACCGGAGAAGGGAACUUGUUUAAAGAAGUGUUUUUGUUUCCGAGGUUUUUUUUUAUCUCUUUUACAACCGGGAGUGUUUGCAUAUUGAGAGCUGGACAUAAAAACAAAAUUGAGGACUGCAGUGGAUCAGAAACAUAAUUAUUUACAGGUGGCAAUGCUCGCGUAGGGCCCUUACAACCCAGCAGUAAAACGCCUGCUAUUUAAGACUUUUCUGAAUACCAAACUCACCCACCCUUCUAGACCAUAUAUAUCAGCACCUGGAACCUUCUGCCAGCAACACAGACGUCCGUGGUGUGAGCUGAAAGCAUGUUUAACGUCAGACUCUUUUCUCCUUUCUCUACCUUUGCUCACCUUCGAUAACACUCGUACCUCCUUAGUAAAUGCAUAAAGUGCAUAAUGUAUUUACCUCGCAGAAAUCCAAACUGAUUUAUUUGUGCAGACUGAUGAAAACGAUGAGUGCGCAGAUCCUUCUUAAACAAACCGUCUCAUCCAAAGCAAAGAACGAUACAGUGUGCAGAAUAUGUGCAGUGGAUGUCCAGCAGUCAUUCGUUGUGGAGGAUUAGAGUCUGUAUUCCAUAGUCCAUGACUUCCACACCUGACGAGGCGUACCGAGAGCAGCGAACCCCUUCAGCCAAGGAGGCGCCCGAACCAGAUCAAGGCAUUGCGUCCGUGUUGGGAGACACCGCGGUCUGGGCCUGCAGCGACCCUGUAAACCCCCCCCCACCCCACACCCCUCAAACAGCACUCUGGUGGCGUUGUGGGUUUGCAAGACUCACUUCCCGGUGCGAAGGCCCCGUUUCCCAUUCCUCGUUGUCUACUUCUCAAGUUUGUUUGACACCCGCCAGCGUUUGAAUGAAACGGGAGCAGGGAUGGGGGGGUGUGUGGGUGGGGGG
Molecule: messenger RNA, 3327 nt
Organism: Gadus morhua (Atlantic cod)
Lineage: Eukaryota; Metazoa; Chordata; Actinopteri; Gadiformes; Gadidae
Gene: fgfrl1a
Product: fibroblast growth factor receptor like 1a
Exons: 9
Coding region: 708-2252 (514 amino acids)
Cellular component (GO): plasma membrane
Molecular function (GO): fibroblast growth factor receptor activity; fibroblast growth factor binding
Source: RefSeq, a predicted model, not a curated record